Messenger RNA from Uranotaenia lowii, 3990 nucleotides. It is a transcript of the gene bif, whose product is annotated as probable serine/threonine-protein kinase nek3. Lineage: Eukaryota; Metazoa; Arthropoda; Insecta; Diptera; Culicidae. Gene Ontology annotation, molecular function: microtubule binding. The transcript is spliced from 5 exons. Bases 1 to 3990 code for a protein of 1329 amino acids. Gene Ontology annotation, cellular component: rough endoplasmic reticulum membrane; nuclear membrane. Gene Ontology annotation, biological process: neuronal signal transduction; chemotaxis. The record is from RefSeq and is a predicted model, not a curated record.
AUGGUGUACAAUCCCCAACACUUCGAUCAUCACCACCCAUCGGUAGUGGAAGCAACAACAACAACAGCACCAUCAUCAUCAUCAUCAUCGUCGGCACCAUCAACAACAACAACAACAUCUGCCGAAACCUCCGCUAGUCCUACUGCUGCUUCCUAUGAACAAAGCAAAGAGCUGGAGUCCAUCGAUGAUUGUAGUAGUAAUAGUAGUAGAAAUAAUAACAACAACGAUUCACCUGCUUCUUCGCCAACAGGCACAUCCGCCAACACGCCGUCGUCCUCAAUGCUCUUUGGGGCCCCGGUCUUCGUAGGUCAUUCGCCGCACUCAGCAGCAGCUCAGAAUGAACCGGUUGUUGUUCAGCAGCAGCAGCAAGUGUUGGUAAAGUCGUCGCUGGGUUCCACCACUACGAACGCCAUCAUCGGUCGAAGUCGCAUCGCGGCCGGAGUGGCCCCAGAAGAGCAGAAACAACCGUUGCACACUCAGUCACAUUCCAAUGACGGUACCGAGAGCACCACUGCCAGUAGUAAUAGCAUUCGAUUAGCAGCAGCAGCAGGAGGAGCCCAUCAUCUUCAGCAGCAGCAGCAACAGUACUGCGGAUCGGGAACAACAACAACAACAACAGUAGGAGCAGCGGCCAAAGGAACAACCAUAGGAGCAGGAGGAGGAGGUGGUGGUUCGGAAAAGUAUGCCGCGAUCGCCCUCGGUGCUGGUGUUAGUGCUGGAACCAGUGCCAGUGGUGGUGUCGAUAGCGAGCUAACGCGAUCCUCAGCGCUCGUUGUUCCUUCGGGGGAAACCAACAGUUAUAGUGAGAUUGGUUGGAAAUUAAAGAAAAACACUUCAAGUGCUUCUUCUUCCGCGAGUCCAAAUAAUAAUAGUAGUAAUAAUAAUAGCAGUAACGGCAGCAGCAGCAAAAUGGUUGCAGCUAGUGCUGAAGAGAUUACUUAUGAGAAGAGUCGGUUUGUUGGGGUCAUGGGAAAUACGGCCGACGGUGGCCCUCUGGAUGUGGACACCACAGAAGAACUAAAGUACGGUCCUGGGAUAGUGUCAAAAUUGCGGUGCCGAUAUUUGAGUCUGGCCCUGAGGCAAUCGGUCAAUAAGCAGCGGCCCUCGUUGAAUAGCAUGCGCCGGGCCACCAGCUUGAAUAAUCUGCUGGACGAGGAAAGUGAAGAUUUGAGCGAACGGGAGCAAUCGAUCGACGGGAAGGACUCGUCCCAGGAUAAGUCCUAUCACGGCCGAAACGGUCGCGACUAUUCACAGAGUCAUGUGAAUCUUCAACAUCAACAGAAAGCCAAAACUCCCGAUGAGUACAUUUCGACGUUCCAGAAAAACGUGCAAAACAGUUAUACGCGAAGUGGCCGACAGACGGAGAAGAAAAAUGAGCACAAUCGUUACAAUAAACAGCGUGGUGCGGAUUCGCUGAAACGGGCACGAUCAGUUGAGGCGCUGGUGCGCUACGAUCACAAAGCCUGGGAGCGCGAUAUACAGAAGGAAAAUUUGUACAGCAGCAAUGACAGCAAUGUGAUCAUUUUGGAUGAGAUUAGCAACGGCAACGGGAUCAACACCAACGGUGGCAGCAACAAUUGCCAAACGGUGGCGAUGAGCAAAGCUGAUCUGAUCGUGGACUGCGUAACGAUCGAGGAAAAAAUCAUAAACGGUCGGGAGAAAGGUGAUCCCAAGCCUAAACGGCUGACCUCCUACAUCGAUGCCGAUGAGCGUCCGCCCCCAGAUGUGGUCAAGCAGACGAUGAAAUUGUUCGAAGCCAACGCCAAUCGAAGAGGACGAACCGUUGCCAGAACUAACGGUGCUGCCGGCGAGGUUGCUGCUAAGGUCAAUUUAUUCGCCAACUACAAGACCAUCAUCUCCCAGGAAAAACCGCCAAUCACUCAUCCCAAGCCGCCGCUUAGCCCCAAGAAGCCAAAUAUUAUUCCGCGAUCAACUAGUCCCAAAUCGAACGGUACUUUGAACGGCAAUGGUUUAGCAAAACCCGACAAGCCGAAUCUGCCAAAAUUGGACAUCAACACCAUUCGCCACAAUCUGGAGUCGACCAAUAAUCUGAAAAAUUCGGCAACCCCGCCAACAACUCCAUCGUCUAACGCAUUCGGCGGAUCAAUCCAAAACAACACAUCAACGCCGUUAUCAGUGCGCGUCGAAUCGUCAACGACGACUUACCGUCUCAAGAAUAAUGACUCACCCGCCUUAUCGCCCAACGCCGUCGUUCCAGCAGUUCAAUACAAAAUUAAUUCUACCACGACGACAAUCACGACUCAGCCGGAGAGUCCUCGUAGCUCAGCUUCGCCGUCUUAUAUGCAAAACAACAACGCAAACAGUACUGUUCACCCGUUCGCUGAAUCACCAUCUAUCCAGGCACUGGCAAGCAAACUGAGCGGCCUCAGUAUCACGACUUCUACCCCGACUAGCACACGCUCACCGACACCAUCUGUGGAAUCGGCUGUCCCGCCACAGGUCCCGCCCCGGAAUAUCGGGCUCCAGUACGCCACCAGCGAAGAGGACACCGACGACGAUCCGGACGAUCGCCAGUGUGAGUACUCGAUCAAUAGUGAACGCGGAAGUGACGGUAGCCAGGCGGAUGACCUUGAACUGGACGAAGAACCAGACUCGCCCAAGAAGAUAUCCCGUAGCGCGAUGGACAACAUCGCCAAGGCGGGCGUUACGACGCAAUUCCGUUUCAACAACGGCCAACCGAGCAAAUCCCAUCUGCCAAGCCUUGGCACUGGCAACAGCAACAACAACACCAACAACGCUGCCGCAAAACUGCUCUCCAGCAAAAAGCUGAACGUGGACGACCACCAUCAUCAUCAUCAAUCUUCGAAUUCUUCCUCGACGUCGUCAUCGCCGAUCACAGUGCCAGCCGCCGCCGUGGUCACCCAGAAACCUCCGGUGCCACUGUCACGUGAAAGUCUUCAUGCAUCCAAGGUUUCCAGCAACAAUAACUCCCUCGUUAGUGUCUCCACUAGCAGCAGCAGCAAUCUAAAUAAUCUAAAUAGUAUCAAUGCCAAUAAUACUAGUGUUAAUAGCAAUAAGUCAGUGAUAAAUGAGGGCCAAGGGUCCAGUAGUGACGUGAAAACGGUAGUAAGCUUAACACCUCGGGAAAUCGAGAAGAAUCAAAUAAAUCUGGAAAAAAGUGAAGAAUCCAUCAUCAACAGUGCUGGAGCUGCUGCUAGUAGUGGUGGUGUUAGUGUGGGUGUAGCCAGUGCUAAGCCAAACAACCUUAGUGGUGUUAGUGGUGGGAUUGGUGGGUUAGAAAUCGGCGCUGGCGUCGACGGCCCCAAACCUGGAACAGCAACUGGGGCUGCUGCCGGUGACUUUUUCAUGGCGAAAUGGGGCGGCCAAUCUGCCGCAGCACCAGCUGCCACGGCGCCGGUGGUGGCCAAGAAAAAGGUCAAAGCUCCACCGCCGCCGAUAACCGAAACCAACACGAUGGUGUUCAACUUCAGUGAUCGAAAGGACGUGCCGGAUUACAUCGAAAACGAUGGAGUCAUACUGCGACCGAGACCGCGGGAGCUCCCGAAGCCCGGCGAGUCCGGUUUCGUCGUCCUCGGGGACCUCACCCUGGAGACGUCGACGGAUCCGGACGAUUCGUGGGUCAUGGGCCCACCGUCUCCGUGUGAUGUCGAGUUUGCCAAUGCCAACAUUGUGAUCAACGGUAAAUCCAGCCUGAGAAAUAAGACUAGUAGAGAUAGCAAGUUCAAAAUUCAAUUUGACGAUUCAUUAACCUCAACCUUCGAGUACCCGUCGGAGACGUCGCUGCUGGAGACGAACGAUUUCGAUGACGAGGCGACGCCAAUUUCGACGACGCCGACGUCCGUUGUGGAUGGUGGGGGUGGCGGAGGCGGCGGCGGCGGAGGUCUAGCAUUCGGUGAUAAUAGCCUGCUGUCGCACAAAAACAACCUGCUUUCGUCGAUGCCUUUGGCACAAGACAAAGGACUACUUGUGGCCAAACGCCAGGAAGCCACCGUUGUGCGUUUUUUGUGA